GCGGAAGCUUCCCUUUUCACUGCCAGCAUCUCAACUGCCGUACUCCUCCCACAUGGAACUAUAAAAGAGCCGUGUUGUUGGUUGAUCAAAUCACCAGUUCUCUCAGUUUGAGAAAGCAGCUUCUUCUCUUCUACAAAAAACAAGUCAACAUGAAGUGCCUGAUGAUCUUGGCUGUUUUGGUUGCUGCCGUUGCUGCUGCACCCCAGUUCUAUCCUGGCUACUCUUCCCUUGGCUACUCUGGUCUUCCCUACGCCGCUGCUCCUGGCUUUGCUUACGGUUACACAUCUCCCGUUGCCUACGGUGCUGCUGCUCCCGUUGCCUACGGUGCUGCUGCUCCCGUUGCCUACGGUGCUGCUGCUCCCGUUGCCUACGCCGCUCCUGCCCCCGUUGCCUACGCCGCUCCUGCCCCCGUUGCCUACGCCGCUCCUGCCCCCAUCGCCUACCAGACUGGUGCCAAAGUUGUGGCCAAGUACGAGCCCGUCGAGCAACACGGAUAUCAAAUCGCUUAUUAAACGACGUACCAUACCUGAACGAGAACAUCAAAUCACCUGUUUGUAUCCAGCGAAGCUAUGAGUUCACCAUUGGGAAAUGCGGGCAUCCAUCCGAGCAUUUAAAAGACGAAAUAAAAAUUUAUGAAAUCGA
Daphnia magna is the source of this 642-nucleotide messenger RNA. RefSeq names its product larval cuticle protein F1. The coding region runs from base 150 to 512 and encodes 120 amino acids. NCBI's taxonomy places the organism in Eukaryota, Metazoa, Arthropoda, Branchiopoda, Diplostraca, Daphniidae. The record is from RefSeq and is a predicted model, not a curated record. The transcript is spliced from 2 exons.